AUGUGUUUUUCUUUCCAGGCCACAAUUGGAAUCGACUUCCUGUCAAAAACCAUGUACUUGGAAGAUCGAACGGUGAGGUUGCAGCUCUGGGACACAGCAGGACAAGAGCGCUUCAGGAGCCUCAUUCCCAGUUAUAUACGGGACUCCACUGUGGCUGUGGUGGUCUACGACAUUACAAAUGUCAAUUCAUUCCAGCAAACGUCGAAAUGGAUUGACGAUGUGAGAACAGAGAGAGGAAGUGAUGUUAUUAUCAUGCUUGUUGGCAAUAAAACAGACUUAGCAGAUAAGCGACAAAUCACAAUCGAGGAAGGGGAACAGAGAGCUAAAGAACUGAGUGUCAUGUUCAUUGAGACCAGUGCCAAGACGGGUUACAACGUCAAACAGGUGAGUGAGUUCUGA
Menidia menidia (Atlantic silverside) is the source of this 399-nucleotide messenger RNA. The record is from the annotation of a GenBank genome assembly. NCBI's taxonomy places the organism in Eukaryota, Metazoa, Chordata, Actinopteri, Atheriniformes, Atherinopsidae.